Aquila chrysaetos chrysaetos is the source of this 2721-nucleotide messenger RNA. It is a transcript of the gene MATCAP2, whose product is annotated as KIAA0895 ortholog. The transcript has 8 exons. NCBI's taxonomy places the organism in Eukaryota, Metazoa, Chordata, Aves, Accipitriformes, Accipitridae. The record is from RefSeq and is a predicted model, not a curated record. Bases 279 to 1715 code for a protein of 478 amino acids.
GUAGUCUGCAGGUCCGGGCGGAGCGGCUCCUGUCUGCCGGGCAGGGGCCAGCCGGGCUCCCUCGGCCGCGGCGGGGCCGGGCUGGGCCGGCCUCGGUGAGGCGUCGAGGCCGGCAGAGCCUGCGCCGCGCCCGGCGCCGCUCGCUGCCUCCCCACCCCCCGCCUCCCCUCAGGGCUCCCCGCUCCUCCCCGCCGAGGAGGCGGGAGCCCGCCGCCCGCCCCGGCCGAGCCCGCCGCGCAGGGGGAAGCCAGCGGGGCAAGAGCUGCCCGCGGAGCACCAUGCUGGAGUCCAUCCGUGUCACCGAAAAACUUCACUGGCCUAAGACAGAGCUUUCUAAAAAAUCAGUCCUGAGUCCAGAAGAACAUAAGCUGAACAUUAAUAAUGAAAACAGCCUCCAGCACCCACCUUCUGGGAUCCUUAAGGACAUUUUCACAACAGGAACCAGUAGCUACAAUGUCCUUCUGCAGAGCAAAGAGGAGAAAAAACACCAUGCUCAAAAGCAGUCAUCUGCUCACCACAAGAAACACAGAAAAACUACGAAGUGUUCUACCACCUUGCGAAGCAAUGAGCACCGCAAAAUCAAAGUCCCACUACCCUUGCUCAGCAGUGGGUGGUACUGCACAAACAGACAGCCCUCCAUCAUUGUCACUGGCCCAGUGUCUACCAGCAUGAAGUUUACAAACAGUAUUUCGGUUGCAGGGAGCAGCGUAGGACUGCCAUCGCGACCCAGAAGUAGAACUAAGAGGCAUUUUAAUCUAACAAAGCCAAAGCAAUCCCAGUCCUCAAAAAGCCAUGGAAAAGAAAGUGAUGUCUCAGGCCAAAAACUCUGUUUACUGACUGCAAUCAAGCCUUCCAAUGUGGAGAAAGAGAAGAUGAAAUUCUUCAAGUCAGAUUUCACAUACAAUCCUCAAUUUGAAUAUGCAAACCCUGCUCUGCCAAGCGUGUUAGCUAAGCACAGCCAUGCAUCUGACCGAUUUCUUAAGCAGUCCAUUAACAUUAUGGAGCGGACAUUGCAGAAAUACGGAAGCUAUGAAAAAUUUGAACAGGCCACUGGAGGCAGCUUGCUGACCAAAAGUCGCAUCUGGAAUCACGUCAGGAAAUAUAUGGUGAAAGAAGGCUGUCUUGGUGAGAUUGUGGUCCAUCUCACGGAGGACCUGCUAUCUCGAGCCUCAAUGACAGUGGUGAAUGGCCGGCCCACUCUCACUAUCAAUAUCUCCACUGCGCGAGAGCACUGGCUGGAAGGGAUGCUGAGACAUGAAAUUGGAACUCAUUAUUUUCGGGGUUUUAACAACAACAGCCAGCCUUGGUGCAACUGGAACGGACGUAGAAAACACGGGUUAAAACCAAUCAACCCUACAGAAGAAGGGCUAGCAAGCAUUCACAGUGUCCUGUUCCGCAAAGACCCUUUUCUUUGGAGAGCUGCCCUGCUCUACUACACAGUGUAUCAGGCUAGCCAAAUGUCCUUCAGUCAGCUUUUCCAGGACGUGGGGAAAUUUGUUAAGGACCCCAAUACUAGGUGGGAUUACUGCGUACGAGCUAAGAGAGGGUGGACUGACACAUCACAACCAGGCUGCUUCAAUAAGGAUCAGGUGUACUUGGAUGGCAUCCUCCGAAUCCUGAGAUACAGGGAGUCCAUUGAUUUCCAUCUUCUGACAGCCCUUGGAAAGGGAGUCUACAGGAUUGUCAAGCCACUUCAAAAACAUAAUCUCGUAUGAGGAUGUGGAUCGCCUCAAAGGAUUAGCUGUGAUCGAGAACAUGAGGGUACCACACUUUUUGCAAGACCAUGCCCGGUAUAUGGAGCACUUGGAAAAGAUCAUGGAAGUCAAUGAGCUGACUGAUGAGGAGCUCCAGGAUCUCAUAAAUUAACAGUAUUAGCCCACCAUUCACUUACUCUGUGAGGAUGUAGAACUGGACUUCCCAGAGCUUGCAAAAAUGGAUUUAUGAGGGCUGGGGCAGGAGGGAAGGGUGGCCAGAAUAUGUGAAAUUUGAAAAAAGCCCCUUUAUGUUCCUUUUGCAUUGUGAUUGUAUACUGAUUAUUUUUUUAAAGGGUUUAUGCAUUUUUCAAAAUUUGGCUUAGGAAUUCCUUUGCAAUGAUCUGUCCAAUCAUCCGCUCUGUAUGCUAGGUAUGGUGCUUGGCACUGCCUUUUGUAAUAUACUGCCUUUUCCCACCCAGGUUUAGAGGUGGAGAAAAGGCGAAAGGGUAGAAAUUCCCCUUAGUUCACUUGUGUUUGCCCUGUCUUUGGUUAUAGCUUUCAUGGUUCAUAGUGAUAGAACUGCUGUAGAUUAUGCUACAUUGCUGUCUGCAUUACUCUUUCUCAUUUGGUCAUCAUUACAAUGAAAAAAGAAAGUUUAAAAACACAGUGCACAGAAGCAGGUCUUUGUGCCAUAGGAUUGAAGGUCUGUAAUGCUAUAAAAAGUUUUGGGUUUUUUUACUGGAAGACUUAGCAUUUAAAAAAAAAGAUAGCUAUUGCUGUUUUAAUGACUGUAAGCAGGUAGCAAAGUUAUCCCCCUUUAUCCCUCAAAAAGUUACACUGUUCCACAUCUUUAUCUGUAUAGUACGUGUUUCAGGAAGCUGAGUUCUGGAAAGGGUCUCCCUCUUUUGAGGAGAAGCACAGCAUGCCUAGGAAGUUCAACAUGGCAGUGUUUUAGAAGAAGGAUCGGGCAGAACUGUGAUUUCAUGACUUAUAUGUUUUAAAUAAAUUCAGGAACACAGGGACAUGA